AUGCCAUACAAUAUUGCGAUGGUCUGUGACUUCUUCUAUCCCCAGCCAGGAGGAAUCGAAAGCCACAUCUACCAGCUGUCAACCAAGUUGAUAGACCGAGGGCACAAAGUCGUCGUCAUCACCCACGCCUAUCAAGGACGAACAGGAGUGCGCUAUCUUACGAAUGGAUUGAAGGUGUACCAGGUCCCGUUUCUGGUCAUCUACCGAGAGACGACUAUGCCAACAGUCUUCUCUUGCUUUCCCAUCUUCCGAAACAUCUUUAUUCGGGAGGAGAUCCAAAUUGUGCACGGACAUGCUAGCUUAAGCAGUUUCUGCCAUGAAGGCAUUCUGCACGCCAGGACUAUGGGUCUUCGGACAGUGUUUACGGAUCAUUCGCUCUUUGGCUUCGCCGAUGCCGCGUCCAUUCUCACGAAUAAACUCCUCAAGUUUACUAUGAGUGAUGUCGAUCAUGUCAUAUGCGUCAGCCAUACUUGCAAAGAGAACACCGUUUUGCGAGCGUCACUCGACCCAUUGAUGGUGUCGGUCAUUCCCAAUGCCGUGGUCGCUGAGAAUUUCCAGCCACUUCUCCAUCAGCCCAAAGGACAGGAUCGUGGAUCUAUGAGGCCUCGACCGCUUGCCAAACGCUUAAGUCCGAAUGAUGAGGUCGUCAUUGUUAUCAUAUCUCGUCUCUUCUACAACAAAGGCACCGAUCUUCUCAUUGCCGCCAUUCCCAGAAUCUUGGCAGCUCACCCCAAAGUCCGCUUUAUUAUAGCAGGCUCUGGACCGAAAGCGAUCGAUCUUGAGCAGAUGCUAGAAAGAAGAGUUUUGCAAGACAAAGUCGAGCUUCUUGGCCCGGUCAGACAUGAAGAAGUCCGAGAUGUCAUGGUUCGAGGACAUAUCUACCUGAAUCCUAGUCUCACAGAAGCAUUUGGAACUGUCAUUGUCGAGGCUGCCAGUUGUGGUCUAUAUGUUGUAUGCACGCGCGUUGGUGGUAUACCAGAAGUACUUCCGGCACACAUGACGACAUUCGCAAAACCGGAAGAGGACGAUCUGGUAGCAGCGACGGGAAAAGCAAUCAUGGAUCUACGUUCCGGCAAGGUCAGAACCGAGCGCUUCCACGACCAAGUCAAAAUAAUGUAUUCAUGGGCUGAUGUAGCUCAGCGGACGGAGCGUGUCUAUGACGGGAUCAUUGGAGCCAUCAGCGAGGAGGAAUUCUACGGGCAUCAUUCGCGUGCCACCUGGAGUGGUGCACGUGGUCGAACGGGGGUGCACAGCUACGCACUAAUCGACCGUCUCAAGCGAUAUUACGGCUGCGGUGUAUGGGCAGGCAAGCUAUUCUGCCUAUGCGCCAUCAUCGACUACAUUAUUUUCCUCUUCCUCGAGCUAUUCUAUCCAAGGUCAAACAUUGACAUAGCCCGGAACUGGCCACGCAAGCCGUUCAUCAACGACAAAAACAAACCGGUCGAGAAUGGUUUGCGAAGACGCAGAGGCAACGAUCUGAUGGAUCGGAGAAACGGAAGCCUAGUUAUGGGAUGA
This is a messenger RNA of Cyphellophora europaea CBS 101466, 1515 nucleotides long. RefSeq lists its product as uncharacterized. Gene Ontology annotation, molecular function: phosphatidylinositol N-acetylglucosaminyltransferase activity. The record is from RefSeq and is a predicted model, not a curated record. The transcript has a single exon. Gene Ontology annotation, biological process: GPI anchor biosynthetic process. Lineage: Eukaryota; Fungi; Ascomycota; Eurotiomycetes; Chaetothyriales; Cyphellophoraceae. Gene Ontology annotation, cellular component: glycosylphosphatidylinositol-N-acetylglucosaminyltransferase (GPI-GnT) complex. The coding region runs from base 1 to 1515 and encodes 504 amino acids.